AUGGCGAACAAGGCUGCUGUUCCGUUCCUGGUGACGAUGAUGCUCGUCACUGGGGUGUGCAACACCAUCCUCAACAAAUACCAGGACAUGCAAUGUGUAUGGAAUUGCGAUUCGCCCUCUCCCAAAUACCGUCGCACCUUUGAGCAACCUGUCAUCCAAACUAUCCAGAUGUUCACCGGAGAAAUGGGAUGCUGGCUGGUGAUCCUCAUGACCCAUCUGUAUCAACGGUAUAUUGCCCCGCGCUUGUCCAACAACUCUUCGCCUCUUCUGGCUGGUGGCUAUCACCCUGUCAAUAACACUGAAGGACUCGACGAGGAGGAAGAUUAUACAAUCAGAGGACCAGAAGCUUCAAAUGAUGUCACGAAGCCCGCCACUUUAGCAGACGGUCGCAUUCACCUUCGUGGAUACAAGAUCUUUCUUCUUGCUGCACCAGCAUGCUGCGACAUUGCGGGCACAACUCUGAUGAACGUCGGGUUGCUCUUCGUCGCUGCCAGUGUCUACCAGAUGACUCGCGGCGCCCUCGUUUUAUUCGUCGGCCUCUUUAGUGUUCUUUUUCUCCACCGCAAACUUCAUCUCUAUCAUUGGCUGGCGCUGUUCAUUGUGGUCCUAGGUGUUGCUCUGGUCGGUCUUGCAGGUGCCCUCUUCGCGGACAACCAAGGACACGACGUCACCCAAGGAACUGUCGUUGGGGUGCUGCUUAUAGCUGCAGCCCAGAUCUUCACUGCGUCCCAAUUCGUCCUGGAAGAGUGGAUCUUGGAAAACUAUGAAAUGGACCCCCUCCAGGUUGUUGGCUGGGAAGGUAUUUUCGGGUUCUCUGUCACCGUCAUCGGCUCGAUCAUCUUGUACUUGACCAUUGGACGCACCGAGGCCGGCCGCUACGGCUACUUCGAUGCAAAGGAAGGAUGGAGCCAGGUCUUCAACAACCGAGCAAUUGCCAUGUCCAGUUUCUUGAUUAUGAUUAGCAUUGGCGGAUUCAACUUCUUCGGUCUCUCCGUCACCCGCACCGUAUCCGCUACUUCCCGCAGCACAAUCGACACCUGCCGGACCCUUUUCAUCUGGCUCGUCUCCCUCGCUCUGGGCUGGGAGACUUUCAAAUGGCUACAAGUCGUCGGCUUCGCGCUCCUCGUUUACGGAACUUUCCUCUUUAACGACAUUGUCCGCCCGCCGCUCAAAGCCUGCCUUCCUAGUUCUCGCCGCGACCGAGAAAUUCUCCUCCCUGAAGAGCCGAUCGAGCAUAUGUAA
Aspergillus niger is the source of this 1242-nucleotide messenger RNA. RefSeq lists its product as uncharacterized. Lineage: Eukaryota; Fungi; Ascomycota; Eurotiomycetes; Eurotiales; Aspergillaceae. Bases 1 to 1242 code for a protein of 413 amino acids. Gene Ontology annotation, biological process: pyrimidine nucleotide-sugar transmembrane transport. Gene Ontology annotation, cellular component: Golgi membrane; intracellular membrane-bounded organelle. Gene Ontology annotation, molecular function: pyrimidine nucleotide-sugar transmembrane transporter activity. The transcript has 5 exons. The record is from RefSeq and is a predicted model, not a curated record.